Molecule: messenger RNA, 3904 nt
Organism: Clarias gariepinus (North African catfish)
Lineage: Eukaryota; Metazoa; Chordata; Actinopteri; Siluriformes; Clariidae
Gene: ptpn3
Product: protein tyrosine phosphatase non-receptor type 3
Exons: 26
Coding region: 436-2973 (845 amino acids)
Biological process (GO): protein dephosphorylation
Cellular component (GO): cytoskeleton; cytoplasmic side of plasma membrane; cytoplasm
Molecular function (GO): protein binding; protein tyrosine phosphatase activity
Source: RefSeq, a predicted model, not a curated record
UCUUUAUAACCAGAACUUCAUUAAAAAAUAAUAAUAAUUUAAGAACGUACAAAAAAAUGUCAGUUGUGAGUUUUUUUGGUUUUCCAGGAAGCAUUAAGGUAUGCUAGCUGCCAUGAGAAGACAAAGAGAAGGGAUAUAUAAUCGCACGUGCAGUUAGGCUGUGUUUAACUGUAACUCCGCGCGCUGCAGGUCAGACAUCAAUGAGCCGAGCGCGCGCGCGCUGACGACUGAAUUUACCACACUCCCGAAGGAAGCUGUAAAAAGAGAGAGAGAGAGAGAGACGCGGCGUUUUCCGGAAGUUUACCAACACCUGCGACGACGCUUGUCGAAACAUGGAAGCAGCAGCAGCAGGGUUUUCGCAGGGGAUGUCGAGACAACGCAAAGCAGAGUGAGGAAAGCAGGACUUCGGACGCAGGUGUAUUUUGUGUGUAGAAGAUGACUUCCCCAUGGUGUACACUUGGAAACAAAAUCACCUCUCUGGGUCUGGUUGACCUCUCCAAGCGCGCACACAUGUCAAACUCUGGCAUAUCUUGCAUUGUGCUACUUCCUGACAGCACAACACAUACUUUUACCGUCAGUAAACAUGAUGCUGGACAUUUGUUAUUUGACCUUGUUUUUGAACACCUGGGCAUAAUGGAGAAGCAGUACUUUGGUCUCCAGAUCACAGAAGACGUCUCUAGUUCACCUAGAUGGCUGGACCCCAGCAAACCUUUCAAAAAGCAGUUUAAAGGUUCUGCCCCAUUCCAUUUAAUAUUCCGAGUGCGUUUCUUCAUCUCUGACCCUAACUCUCUUCAGCAUGAACAGACCAGGCAUUUUUAUUUUUUGCAAAUUAAGAAAGACAUUCUGGAGGGGAGGUUAAAGUGUCCACUAAGCUCUGCUGUGGUGCUGGCAUCCUAUGCUGUUCAAUCUGAAUUUGGAGACUAUGUUCCUGAGACUCCUUCUGGAUAUCUUGACCAUAUCCAGUUUCUCCCUGAUCAGGGCAAGGACUUCCUUUUGAAAGUGGAAUCAUUGCAUCCUCAGCACAAAGGCCUGUCUCAGAGUGAGGCAGAGUUGUGUUAUCUGAACACAGCUAGAACUUUAGAUCUGUAUGGAGUAGAGCUUCAUAGUGCACGGGAUGUUAGCAAUCCUUCUCUUUGGGUUGGAAUUGCAUCAGGAGGCGUGGCUAUGUUUUGCAAUUUAGUUUGCUCCAAUUUCUUUCCCUGGAUCAACAUAAUUAAGAUUUCUUUUAAAAGAAAGCGAUUCUUCAUUCACCUUCGACGGAAACAUGGGGAGGUUGGACAACAAAUGGUGGCACUAUGCCUGCCCAGCUCUCGUUGCUGUAAAAACCUUUGGCGAUCCUGCGUUGACCAUCACGCGUUCUACAACAGAAAAAACUCGCUUGCCGUCUCCAAACCUAGGUCCUUCCCUCUGUAUCGGAAACUAGUAGGUGAGGUGACAUGGAGCCCUUUAAAAAAGUCUCUUUCCUCUGAACAUCUGGAAACUAAAAGUCUCCCCUCAAGAUCUCCACCUAGUACACCUAACUGGCGUAGCCCUCGGUUGCGCCAUGAUUUCCGAAAGCCUCGUCCAUCUUCUGUAGACAAUCUUACCAACGACAUGAGUUAUGUGACCGAGAGUGAGGACGUGUUCUAUACUUACAGGAAAGCUCAGGAGGAUGAGAAGCCCCGAGUCCAGUCCCAACCUGAUGAAAAUACUUUAGAUGAGGAAGACUGGCAGUGUCUCUGGGAAAAGGAUAUGGCAGCGGAUGGGGAGCUUCUGCUGAUUAGCAUCAGCCCUGACAAAGAUGGCAAGUUUGGGUUCAAUGUCAAAGGAGGUGUGGAUCAGAAGAUGCCUUUGGCAAUUUCUCAUGUAAACCCUAAUUCCCCAGCUGGGCGCUGUGUGCCUGCAUUGCUGGAGGGAGAUCAAGUGCUCUUGAUUAAUGGGCGUGACAUUUCAGAACACACACAUCAACAAGUGGUCAUGUUCAUCAAAGCUAGCAGAGAGUCCCACAGCAAGGAACUUGCCCUGCUUGUACGUCGAAAAGGUAUCUCUUUGCGAGCUGAAGCUUCACUACAAUUUCCUGGCAGUUUUAACCUUCAGGAUGAAAUUCCUCCAUCUCCUGGUCACCCAUCUGGAGAAUCACUAGAAGACUCCAUGACUCGCCUGGAGAGAGGCCUGACUUCUGGAACUUUGCUCAUGCAAUUUGAGAAGUUACACAGGAAGAAAGCUGGACUGUUAAUGUCUUGUGCAAAGCAGUCUGAGAACAUGGAAAAGAAUCGGUACAAAGAUGUGUUACCAUAUGACAUCACCAGGGUGGCGUUACAAACGGAGGAGGAUAAUUACAUCAAUGCGAGUCAUGUGAAGACCGAGCCAGCAAGUACAACGUUGCAGUAUAUAGCAGCACAGGGGCCAUUGCCGCACACAUGUACACACUUCUGGAGGAGUGUAUGGGAGCAGGGAGUCAGUGUGAUCAUCAUGCUGACCACACUGACCGAGAGAGGACGGACCAAAUGCCACCAAUACUGGCCUCAUCCUCCUGAAGUGAAGGACUAUGACUACCUUCAAGUGUGCUGUCAUUCCGAAGAGUGUAACCUGGCCUACGUCACCAGAAAGCUAACACUCACACACACUCAGCUGGGUGAACAGCGCUCCAUCACACACCUACAGUAUGUGGCCUGGCCAGAUCAUGGGGUCCCGGAAGAAUCUUCAGACUUCUUGGACUUUGUUCAGGCAAUGAGAAGCAAGCGAAGAGAUACUGAACCACUUAUGGUCCACUGCAGUGCUGGGAUUGGACGGACAGGUGUGCUCAUCACCAUGGAGACAGCCCUGAUCCUGAUGGAGAGGGCACAACCAGUGUAUCCUCUUGAGAUUGUUGCUUCACUGAGGGAGCAAAGAGCCAUGAUGGUCCAAACCUCGUGCCAAUUCAGCUUUGUAUGUCAGGCCAUCCUGCAUGUGUACCGAGAGAGAUUCAAACACAGCCAAACGGUUAGCAGCUGACAAGAAGAGAACAGGAGAAAUGGAUACACAUACAGAUAUUAUAAAGCGAAUAAAAGCCAGUGGGUUGUAAGACAUGAUGGAUGAUGGAUUAUAAGAGGGAGUUUUAACCUGGUUUCCACAGCUUCUGCUUCUAUGGGGCAGGGAUAAAGACUGAUGCAAAAGAAAAGCAGUAAAGGGUAAAGAAAAACGAUUCAUAGAAAAAUAGGAUAGUAUAGUAAAAAAGUAUAGUAAAGAAAAAAUGGGAUCAGCACAAUAUACACUAACUGUAGUGCUGCAGCUUUGAUUUGCAGAUCAUAGUCCUGCCUGAAGCUGCACUCAUUCCAAAAAUGAGAGAAAUGUUUAAAAUUGUUGUCAUAGGAUUUAUAGAAUGUAAACUGAUAUGCAGUAGAAACGUUACUAACAUUUAUCAUUAUUCAGAGUAGAUAAAUAUACAAUAGUACUGCAUGGGUAUCAUCCCUAGCACUUACUGACACUGAUGCACUGCCAUGCUGAUAAAGAGCAAACUUUCCAAAACAUUUUACAAUCAAGAGACAAAAAAAAAACACACCAGUGGUGCCCUCAGAAUCGGGUGUAUCUUAAUUCACUCAUUCAUUCAAUUAAUCUUGGUCAGUGCUGGGGUAGAUCUGGAACCUGUUGAAGACUGCACACAUUUCAUCUCUAUACACAUGCAUUCACACUUAAGGCAAUUUCGCUUAAUUAACCUCCACCUAGUGACAUUUUUUGGAGGUGAGAAGAAACAACCUGGAGGAAGCCACAAGGGACAGCUGCAUCCAAACUCAUGUGGAUCUUAAGAAGACAAAAAGCACUUUGCCACUUUUAGAUCUGUAUAAUUCUCUAGGAUACAAACAAAUACUGUCUAAAUAUAAAUACUACAACAAUCAAUCAUCACUGUAUUAAUAAUGAAAUAAAUACAUUUUGAUUUAUGGCCUUC